Frankliniella occidentalis (western flower thrips) is the source of this 1385-nucleotide messenger RNA. RefSeq names its product N-alpha-acetyltransferase 80 (gene Naa80). Gene Ontology annotation, cellular component: cytoplasm. The record is from RefSeq and is a predicted model, not a curated record. Gene Ontology annotation, molecular function: N-acetyltransferase activity; acetyl-CoA binding. Lineage: Eukaryota; Metazoa; Arthropoda; Insecta; Thysanoptera; Thripidae. Bases 81 to 791 code for a protein of 236 amino acids. The transcript is spliced from 5 exons. Gene Ontology annotation, biological process: protein acetylation.
AAAAAGAACAACAAAAUUUUGAACCAACAUUGUUACUCUUUUCGUGGACUCUUAAAUGUCAUUUAAUUUAUCGAGGAAAAAUGCCUCAGUCGCCACCCAAACCAUUACCCCUUGACCCAGAAAAUCCAUAUGUCCUUGUGCCUCUGCAUCAGUAUCCAGAAUUCACCUUCCAGUGUGCCACUCUCCUAAACCUGGAAUGGCCCAGAAGUCGUCAGGCCAGGUUGAACAGUCUCUGGUCAUGCAAUAAAAACUUUCCUGUAGCAAUGGUUCUUGUCCAAUGUGAUGUACGGCAAGCUGUUGGAUUUUGCAAAAUUUCUUUAAUUCCUAGUCAAAAGCAGUCAUGUUUUGUGGAGUCAGUUGUGAUCCAGCCUGAGAUGCGGGGAAAAGGUUUAGGGUCCUUACUUAUGAAAAAAUUGGAGGAGUAUGUUCUUAGCCGAAAACUACAGAUUUUAUAUUUGUCAACUAUAGGUCAAGAAAAAUUCUACAAGAAACUUGGAUACAAUGAAUGUGAACCAGUAUCUCUGUACGCUUUUGGCAAUUCAAACUCUACCUCCCCACUUCCACUAAGCAACAACCAAAUCAACAAGCUAGAAAGUGGCAUGCUCAAGGAAAAUAAUCUUCAGAAUGUGUCUCAGGAUAAUAAUGGCAAAUCAAUUUCAAAAAAUGAUAACAGACUGAUAAGUCAGUGUUCUUCACCUCCGCCCCCACCCCCACCCUUGCCAAAAAAGUCUUUCAGUGAUGGAGUUAUGACUUCCAAGACCUACAUGAGGAAGGAACUCACAAAAAAGUAACAUAUGUUAUUUUGCAUUUAUCUUCAUGUGGGUUACGGUCAUCAAAUAUCAUGUUUUCAAUUGAUUUUAAUUGUUUGCUACAUAGCUUCUUUGCUUUCUAAAUGAUCAACUUUCUGUUUAUUUAUAUGAAGAUUGUCUGCAGUAUUAAUGCUUUUAUUCUGUGAUGUGUGCCUUGUUUUGUAUUGUGUGAUGGAACUUUAAGACUGCUUUGUGCUUUUACCUUGUCCUUAAAGCAGCAUUUGAAUCAGCUACUUCUAAGUACUGUAAUGUUAAAACAAACUCAGCUUCUCUGCAUUUAUUAAUACAUGUAUGUUUGCUUUUAUCUAGGGGUUGGGUUUCACAUUUGUUUUAAUAGAAAGAAAUAAUAUGCUUUCCUUUCCUGAGUAGAAUUUAAUUUAUAAUUGCAAUCUAGUCAGCAGUAUUUUAUUUGUCACUUUUUUAUUCAAUUGGUCAGUCACACAUUUUUUGAGCUCCUCAUUUUGUACAAUAAUGACAACUCAGUUAGCUUGUGUGCAUUUAAAACCCAUGUUUUAGAGCAAGGCUGUAUCAAGGUUAACCAGAGCAAUUUUGGAAAUAAAAAGAGUAUUUUACCUA